AAUUUAGUCUUUUUGAAACGCUCGUCGCGUUAACACUUUAUCGAUGUGUUUAGGGUAGCCCAACGGUGUUUCAAGUUACCUGCAGUAGAUCUGUUUCAAGGUUAAUCACUGGUAAUCGGAAUACAAUGGAAUAGAUAAUCAUUUAACAAGAGGUUGAUUCAUCGAAGAAAUUUAUUUUGGAAAUAUAUGAAGAUCCAGUGCGUGCAUAAGAUAUCAAUGGUAUCCUAAAACUGGUUUUCUUUGUUCUAUCGACAACAUCUAGAAGUAACAGAACUGUCUUUGGCAAGUGGGAGCAAUACAGUGAGUGAGUGUGCAAGUUCCCUUGAAAGAAAUCUGGUUUACCUCAUUCUCGGUAACAGAAUCCGACAACACCGGAGUGAAGAACAUUGUUGCCAAAUAAAGAAGACAAGGCAUGGUGGUUGGGUAUCGUAGCAUGCACUUGUGCAUCAGUAGUGCGGAAGCAUCCUGACGAUGGUUUUAUGAAUUGUGCGCAAGAAGAAACUACGAGGCAACGUAUCGGAAUAGCACUGCGCGCUUCACCGGAUAUAGCACGCAGCAGCAUAGAACUCCAACCGGAGAUUGCAGAUUUGUUUCUUGAUAAUUAAUGUUCAUUAAUUGUGAUUUGUGAUGAGGCAUGCAUCCGUAUGGAUGUGCAUUCUGACGUUUUAUAAUCUCCAAUCGUCUUCGUUAGCUGCAAUCGUACCCCCACCAUGGAGUGACCCGAAUAAAAAUCCCUGUGCCAGUCAACCCGGUGGAUGGCAGCUACUCUAUUGGCCUCCGCUCAAAAAAUGUUACAAAAUCUUUCAGCUAGGGUAUCCCUGCCCCGAAACAAUGGAACUAAGCCCGGUAGGAGUGGGAUCCACUAGCACGGGAUCGACAGCAGAGUGCCGCUGUCCACCAGGAACCGCUCAAUCCCCAUUAACGAAACGAUGCCAUCGGUUAUUCGAGCGAGAGCCUUGCGAGUUUGGACAAUUUUUCGCACCGCUUGCCGAUACAGAUGUGAAGAGUGCCAUACCAAAACAACGAUGGGGUACAUGUAAAUCGGCACAAAUGUGUGAGAGUGGAAUGAUUUACUGGCCACAGGACAAUAAAUGUUACCAACUGUAUACCAAAGGACCCUGCGCGAAGGGAAAGUUAAUGAGCUUAGAUUCUGAUGGAAUAGCUAAAUGCAAGUGUAAAGACGAAGGGGAGUUGAGCAAUUAUUUCUAUGACGAGACGGAAACAUGCCAUGAAUUUUUCACUAAGGGACCAUGCUUGCGCACAGGAGAGCUAUUUCUCCCUUCAAAGAAGUGUGCAUGCCAUCAAAGAUUGCCACAUUUUCAUAACGAAUCAAAUCAAUGUUACGAAUUAGGCACUAUUGGGCCUUGUCCUGUUGGGCACACAUUCAUUAUAACCGAUAAAAGGGGGCAACAAGAGGUAAGCUCAAUGAAGGCAGAGUGUCGAUGUAAAGAAAACUACGUUCUAUGGAAGGACGGUUAUUGCUACAAGUUGUAUACACAGGGACCAUGUGAGACAGGAUCCUUUCUGAUAGAUUCAAACGUUUGCUUACCUAACCCAUGUGAGAAAGGUAGAUUGUAUUUUCCUAAAGAAAAAACAUGUUAUCGAAUAGGAUCACAGGGUCCCUGCACUUUGCACCAGGUGGUUAUAUUUGACUUUACAACAAGACCGUCAUUGGAUGGCAUUUCCUAUAACGGAAUUUGCGGAUGCUCUGGAGUCAUCCAUAACUUAGAUCAGUCAUGUACAGAUGAUGAAGUUCCUAAAAGUGCUUGUGAUAGUACGCCUGAUAUGGUGGAGAUAAAUAAACAAUGUUAUAAGCUUUACACUCGUGGGCUUUGCGGUCCAGGACAGUGGCUUGAACCGAAAAAGACAUCGUCAAAUGUUCGUGCGGCUACAUGCGUCUGUAGGCCAGGAUACACUCCAUAUGAUUCACCGAUGCAAAACGGCGUAAUCGGCUGUCAACCACCGGCCGUGGGACUCGCCAGGUAUUUGAACGAAAAAAGGAUAUUUUCAAUAAGUUUCGGAAACGUUACGUUGGCAAUCCCGUAUUAGCAACGUAGAACUAACAAACUAGCGGUACUAAAUUUUUACCAAGCAUGCGACGCAACUAAUGAUGUUAACUCUUCCCUUAGUAGUAUAAUAGCAUGGACCGGUAAAGAAAGUUGGUAUUUUCAUGUCGAACAAGCCGUUCUGAAUUACAAUCGCUUGAAUAAAAAUCUAUUUUAAUCAAUUUACUAGGUGGUUCAUGAGCCUGUUAGGAUUUGCAUCGCCCGAACCAGAGGAAUACUAAGUUACCAAAAAGAAAAGUGCUGUGGCAUCGAAUUUUCCCGAAUGACAACGAGAUAUUCACAAUAUUAGUUUGUAAGGCACCUUAUUCGCUUCAUAAGUCUAGUGUGUAACAUUGCCUACGCACUGGAUUCUAGUUUAGGAUAAGCAGGAGUGCCAUAGUUGCGGAAAUUAUUGAAUAAACAUUCAAAUCCAUCAUUCCAAAUGCCAAUGCUGACUGAGUAGGUUAGGUAAAAAGAAUUAUAGGUACAAUAAAAUAAAUUAGAAAAAAUGUA
Armigeres subalbatus is the source of this 2558-nucleotide messenger RNA. RefSeq lists its product as uncharacterized. NCBI's taxonomy places the organism in Eukaryota, Metazoa, Arthropoda, Insecta, Diptera, Culicidae. The transcript has 4 exons. The record is from RefSeq and is a predicted model, not a curated record. The coding region runs from base 628 to 2049 and encodes 473 amino acids.